AUGACUGCCAAAGCGCGCUCUGCGGCGCACUCCCCCCCCUGCCCCGUCUUCGCCAGCAGCACGCUCGAAUGGACUCCGCUCGGCCGCUUCCACCGCUUCCUCGGCGCCGCCUCCCUCCCCCGCCGCAUUCAGCGCUUGCGCCGCCGGCGCCACCCUGCUGCGCGCAAGGUGCUCGGCGCAAGCCGACAACGGCGCAUUCCGCCCUCCUUGUCAGCUGCCGCGCGGGGAGACAACCUCCUACCCGGAGGCGCUCUGCCAUCGGCGGAUGAUCCACAGGCGCCGCAGCAGGAGCAUGAGCAGCGGCGGAGGCGCAGCGAUGGGCGGCGAGUGCGGUUCGAUUUGGGCGACAAUGACGACGAUGAAGCUAGGAAAGAGACGAACGCUGGCGACAGCAGCAGCCGGCAGCGGUUCGGGUUGGAGCGCGGCGGGCAUCCGUUGGGCGUGCAACCCCUAGGGAACCUCUUCCUGCGCUCCGACCAUAACCCCCUUAAACCCCUCCGCAACGCGCGCGACGCGGGGCUCGGCGCACUGCGGCGCCUGCCGGACCCAAUCCUGCUGGACAUCGUGGGGCGGCUGCCCGCCGAGUCGCUGUGCCACGUGGGCAUGGCGAGCCGCGCGCUGCACGUGGUGGCGCACCAGGAGGAGCUGUGGCGCGCGCUGGUGCUGGAAUCCGCGGAAGGCGGGUUCGAAUGGGAGGCGAGCUGGCGGUGGACUUACGUACCGGACUUCUAUUCGGACUAUUUCUUCCAGAGCUGGCUCUGCACCAGCCUCGCCCUGCCGCCCGCCUGGACCACCCACGACAACAUCCCGCGCGUCGCCGCCACCUCCCUCUCGCCCGCCGACUUCGCCGCCCGCUUCGAGCGCCCCGGGCGGCCGGUGAUCAUCACAGGCGCCAUCAACCACUGGCCGGCGUUGUCCCGGUGGCAGGACCGUGCGUACCUGUGUGGCGCAGCGGGCGACAGUGCGUUUGCGUGCGGGCCGGUGGAGCUGAGCUUGGAUCAGUACUGGCGGUAUGCGGAUGGAGUGCAGGAGGAGCGGCCGCUGUACGUGUUUGACCCGCGGUUUGGGGAAAAGGCGCCUGCUCUGUUGGGAGACUAUGAGGUGCCCGAGUACUUCCGAGAGGACCUCUUCCAAGUGCUGGACCUGGGGACGGGUGGUGGGGAGAAUGGAGGGGAGAACGGGGGUGAGCGGGGCGCGGGUGGAGCUGGGGGAGAAGGGGGAGAUGGGGGUGAGGGGAGUGCGGGCGGGAGGGGAAAAACGGGGGAAACUGGUGAAGUGGAGGUGGGUGCAGGAGAGGGAGAGGGAGAGGGAGAGGGGCAAGGGAAGAAGGAGGAGACGAGUGGGCGACCUGAUUUUCGGUGGCUGAUCAUGGGCCCUGCCCGGGCGGGGUCAUCAUGGCACAUAGACCCCAACUCCACGUGCGCCUGGAACGCCGUCAUCACCGGCUCCAAGAAGUGGAUCCUCUUCCCGCCCAACGAGGGCCCGCCACCUGGCGUGCGUGCGAGCCCCGAUGGUGCUGACGUGGCGGCGCCGGUGUCGAUCACGGAGUGGUUUAUGAAUUACUACGAGGAGAUGCGGCGGGGGCCGGUGACGGCGUAUGAGGGCGUGUGUGCGGCGGGCGAGGUGAUGUUUGUGCCGCAUGGAUGGUGGCACAUCGUGCUCAACCUGGAGGAGUCCAUUGCUCUCACUCAGAACUAUGUCUCCAGCGCGAACCUGUUGGAUGUGAUGCGGUUCCUGCAGCGGCCCAAUGCGCGUGUACUGGUGUCAGGCAUGGGCGAGGGGCAGCGCGAGGGGCUGCACGACCGCUUCCGUGAGUGCCUGGCGGUGCACCGCCCAGGGCUGCUGGAGAGGGAGGAGAGGGACGAGGAGGAGCGCGAGCUCAGACGCAAGCAGAAGGCUGCUUUCUGGGAGCAAGCAGCUAAUGCGGGUGAUGGGGGGUUCAGAUUUGGAUUUUAG
Messenger RNA from Closterium sp. Naga37s-1, 1956 nucleotides. The record is from the annotation of a GenBank genome assembly. Lineage: Eukaryota; Viridiplantae; Streptophyta; Zygnematophyceae; Desmidiales; Closteriaceae.